AUAGCAUUGUGCGGUGAGAACCGCAAGGUUCGAACGAUCAGUGUUUGAUCAGCUACAAGAGUUUGAGUCUUGAAGAAAAGUCAUCGAAUGACAAGUGCCUAGAUGUGCUUCGCAAUGCUGAAUUCAAAAAUCGCACUGGUGAGAUCGAAAAAUGAAAAGAUCAGGAGAUACUCGGAAUUUUUCCGAAAAGUCGGUUUUUCGAAGUUUUUGACGCCGUCACAGUAUUUUGAGGUUUUCUGCAUGAAAACUCGAUCAAAUCGAAAAAGUAAGGUCAGAUUCGCGAUCAGCAGUGUCCAACGAAUCAGAAUAUGUGUUUGAAAAUUCAAAAGCUUUUCCAUUUGAUUUUGGAAUUAGCGGCACCUUACAGAAAAAUAUAUAAAUUUAUCGCAAAUUCCAGUUACUAUUGUCCAUGAUAAGUCAGUUAUAACAUGUGUUUAAUUUACACAUUUUGUAUUCAUGAUUUCAUAUUUCGUUUUAGAUUGGCGUAUAGACGAUUCUCAAUUCAAAAAAUCAAGAAAUGAUAAUCGUACAUUUCGUGGUAUCCAGCUAUCGAACGGUCUUGCAGCUCUUCUAAUCAGUGAUCAAACGACUCCAAAAGCUUCUGCUGCUCUCUCAGUGCACGUUGGCUCAUGGCAAGAUCCUUUAGAAGCACAAGGCUUAGCUCAUUUUCUCGAGCAUAUGCUGUUCAUGGGUACAACAAAGUAUCCAGACGUAAAUGAAUAUUCUGAUUACAUUCGUCAACAGGGUGGUGUCUACAAUGCAUUCACCGCUAAUGAACAAACGGUUUACUAUUUUGAUGUGAACAAAAACGCGUUUUCAUCCACAUUAGUUUUUUGUAAACCAAUGAGUCACAUUCUGAACAAUCCUGAACAAUACGUGUAUGAUGAAGCAAAGUUUUGGACAUUUUUGAACGCAUGUUCGCCAGACAAUAUGCAAAUACAUAUUGUAAGCAGUGUGCUAGGAAAUCAAAGCACACAAUGGCAUGUGGAACAGUGGUUCGGUGGAAGAUUCAUUAAUGAAGCUAUUUCACCGUCACUUAUUCAACGGUGGCAGUCGAGAAAGUUUGAUCCGAGUAAUAAUACAUAUCGACUUAAUUUUCCAGAUCUAAACCCGUAUCUAAAGGACGUGAAGGAAAUCGUUAAUACAAAUACGACCGUAUCAACGUCAGAUUUUACCGAUUAUCCAGUUCCUAUUCAUAACGAUCAAGGCCUCAUGAAUAUCACUUGCUGCAUUCAACUCGACUUGCUCGUCGCUUCGCUAUCGAGCGAACUAUUCAAUGAACUUCGAACCAUUGAACAAUUGGGAUAUAUGGUUGGAGCUGAACUCAGAACAUCGGACAAUAUGAUAUUUAAAUCUAUCUUUACCUAUCUCCAAUCGAACAAACUGAAUGCGGCUCAGGCUGAUGAACGAAUCGAACUGUUUCUAAGGACAUUUUACACAAAAUUUAUCCUGCAGAAAAGUGCGGAGAAAUUUCAACAAGAAAAGGAAACGUUGAUUGUGCUCAAAAGAGCGCCACAUUUGACGUUGGCGGCUCGUGCGACAGCUCAGUGGCAGCAGAUUUUUUCAAAAAAUUUGGAUUUUAACCGUAUUGAGAAUGAAGUAGCAGCGAUUGAAAAUUUGACCAUCGAUGGCUUCCAACAAUUUUACCUUCAGUUCAUAUUACCUACAACGGCGUCGGAUGCCACUACUCGAUCAAAAUUGUCGAUUCAAUUAUUUCCACAAAAUUAUUCACUGGCAAAUCUACCCGAUUCAACAGGCGAUGCGAGACCAACUGUCGUGUUGAUGGAUGAUGAUGUACAAGCACAGAAACAAAACUGGACAGAGUGGACUAUACAAUAA
This is a messenger RNA of Didymodactylos carnosus, 1839 nucleotides long. The record is from the annotation of a GenBank genome assembly. Lineage: Eukaryota; Metazoa; Rotifera; Eurotatoria; Philodinida; Philodinidae.